GUCGUGGCGUCUGUCAAGUUCAGCACCCUGGAGGGUCCACGUGUAAUGUUAAUGGGACUGUUAGACAGAAUUAGUCUUCAUUUUCUUUGAUAGGAGAAAUAUUAGCUUAUAUCGUAGCAUUUGAGUGUGUUAGUGGAAACCGACGUCGUAGUUCGUUGUCUUGAUCACUGUGUGUUUUGUUAAACUAGCUGAUAACAUUAGCUAAACGCUGUUUAGCCUAUGGUCAUUCUGAAUCGAAGGAAAGAUCAAAUUCACUGACACUGAUUGGACCAUUUCCACUGUUUAAGUAUCCUAGAAAGUAGUAUUACCUUUGCCCUUUAAAAACUAAGGAUGUUGGAAGAUGGCUACCAGAUUGCUUGAAUCAUUCAAUGAAUUUGACAGUUAUUCUCAGGAAGUUCUGAAUAGACGUUCAAGGUGGAACAAACUCAAUCAUGGAGAGAAGUGCUCUACCACCUUUAAUGAGCUCGGCGUAUCAUUUGGUGUUCAGCAUGACUGGGCAUUUGACCUGCCCUGCAACAGCAACACCUCGAGAUCAAAAUUAAACAUUGAAAUUAUACAUGAGAAGAAUUCAACUCGCAGACAAAGGAAAGCAAAGUAUGUUCCCGCACCAUCCCACAAAGAGCCUGGGUCUGUACAGACAGUCUGUAGCAAAGUUUACAUCUGUCCUUUCACAAGCACUAAGGAUUUGGCUCAAAGGACUGAUGACAGCAAAGCAGAUAAGGAAGAGGAUUCUGAUGGCUUCAUGGUUGUAAGAUUAAAUAAAGCACAGUCCUUUGCUUCAAAAAAGUGUGCGCCACACAGAGCAAAGUGGUCGAGAGAGCUAGAACGGUUGGCCCCAAUGGAUGUGCAUCUGAAAUACAACAGCAAGGCUCUGACUGGUGGAGCCUUACAUUACACCAACACUUCUCACUGGAGCUGCAGCCUCAACAGUGGCCGAGAGAGCCCAAUAAGUGCAUUCACAGAGGACGAGAAUGGCCAUUUCACUUUGCCGGGGUCAGUUAGCAAAGUUGUAACUGAGCAACUACAGCAGGGUAAUGUUGUUCGAGUGACUACCAGCGAGAGACGGUCAGAGGAAAAUCCUGAUAAAGAUCAGCUUUCCAGAGAUGGAGAGCCUCUUACACAGUCGCUGCCUUUAUGUCUUGAUGAUGAGCUAGAGAGAAACCAUGCAAAAGUGCUGUCAGCUCGAGCUCCUACCACUUACAGAUCUUUGCCAAUUGUUAGUGAGACAUUCCCUGUGGUCUACAACACUGGGCAGCCACACAACAAACCCUUCAGCAGCCCAGGCUUCCACACUCUGGAUCCUACGGGUCUUUCCAGAAAUCGAUGCUUCCCGAUGCAUGGUGACAUCAGGGGGAGCAAAGUUCACUCCGCCAUUGUCCGCCUCACGGACGCCGCGCAGGAGAGGCACGCGGCCAGGCUCCAGCGCAUGCCUGCGGCCACUAAGUGGAGCCUACACGACUACCAGGAGCCGACACGGGAGGCCAGAUCUGGACACAUGGAACAGAGGCCACAGAGUUUCAGGGUGCUGCCUGCAGAUGGGAGCCAGGACGCUGACCAGGACAGACUCCAUAUGCCGAGCCCUGCUUCAGGCAAGAGCUCUGCCAUUCCCUUCCUCAGCCUCAAACGGUGCCCAGUCUCCACUGUGCCAGUAGGCACAGUGCUUAAUGGAAUAAACCCCAAGCAAAAUGGCAGGUGUAGAAUUCGAUCCCCAGAUGACUCUAGACCACCUCAGAUUGGAGGUAAAACCAAGGCUACCAUCCAUGGACAUCCAAGACCUGAGUCUAUAAACUCAAACAAAACCUCCAACUUACUCCUACAGAAGAAGGAAAUGGGCUUUGUAUUUAUAUCAAAGGCGCUGAUUCCUCAUAAAAGUGAGGUAUAUACUUGCCUGUCUCGACACGGACUGCAGAAAAAAGUGUGGCACCCAGCUUCAGCCCAGCCUUUUCAUGGUGUUGUCAUGUCACCAGCAAGUGACUUAGAGAGUGUUGGGAUUGGUGUUAAUUUAUUUGCAUCUGCACCAAAAAGUCACAUGAACUCAGAAGUCCAAAAUUUGACAACUAACACACCAGACCCUGAUCUCUCAGAUGAUCAGAUAGAGUGUCCUAAACGUGCUAUGUCUGAAUGCAAGGAUUGCAAACAGAUUAUAAGCAUUCCUACGGCAGAGAUUGUGUAAUUUCUGAAUUAUAAACUUAAUAAAUUGUUUGACAUCUGCAAUUAUUUACUAUUUUA
This is a messenger RNA of Sardina pilchardus (European sardine), 2229 nucleotides long. RefSeq lists its product as uncharacterized. Bases 341 to 2173 code for a protein of 610 amino acids. The transcript is spliced from 8 exons. Lineage: Eukaryota; Metazoa; Chordata; Actinopteri; Clupeiformes; Clupeidae. The record is from RefSeq and is a predicted model, not a curated record.